AUGAGAGUGCAGGUGUGGAAUUGUCAAAGUGUGGGGAGCCCCUUGACAAUUCCCCAGCUGAGAGAGGUUAAUAACCUCUUCUCUCCAAGUAUGGUGUUUUUGAGUGAGACCAAGAAUCGAACAAAAUACAUGGAAAAAGUGAAAAAUAUUUUAAGAUUUGAUGAGAUGGUUGUGGUGGAGGCAAUGAAUAAGGCAGGAGGAAUGGCUCUCCUUUGGAAAGAUGAGGUGAAAAUUUUAGAGGUUUUGACGACGGCUUUUACCAUAGAGGCUCAUGUGGAGGAUGCGGAAGUCAAUUCUGAUUGGUGGUUUAUAGGUAUUUACGCGAGUUGUGAUAACCAAAUCAGAAAACAACAGUGGCAAGUAAUAGAGCGUCUGAAGAGAUUGUGGGGAGAAAGAUGGUUGAUAGCUGGAGACUUUAACGAUAUUGUUUCCAAUGAAGAAAAAUGGGGAGGAAGUAGCCGGCUGGAAAGUAGCUUUCAAGACUUUAAGCAAUUCAUCAAUGGGAAUCACUUGUUGGAUAUUGGUUUUGUAGGACAUCCUUGGACCUGGAGUAACAAUUGGGAACAAGGAGGGGAUAUCAAACAAAGACUAGACAGAGGUUUAUGUAGCUAUCCCUGGUCACAGGUUUAUGAGAAAAUUCAUUGUACACAUAUAGCCUCUUAUGCAUCUGACCACAGCAUUCUUUUGUUUGACACCAUGAUGAAUAUUGGUAGGAGGAAGAAGAGAUUUUAUUUUGAUAAGAGGUGGCUAAAACGAGAUGAUAUUGGAGAGGUAGUCAGGUCUGCUUGGGAAAACGAAUUUAAUGGUUCACGGAUGUUUCAAGUGGUAAUGAAGAUAAAGAACUGCCGAGUAGCUCUCUUAAAGUGGAGGAAUAAUUUCCAAGCCAACUCACAAAAGGAUAUUGAGCAGAUAAAGAACCAGUUAAGUGUGGUGCAGCAAUUGCAAGGUAGCACCAGCAUGGGAAGCAUGGGCAGAAGAAGGAGAAAUAGAUUGAACAAACUGCAGCGAGAGGAUGGUACGUGGACUGAAAGUGAGGAGGCAGUGAGCACGGAAGUUGCAAAAUACUAUAGGAAAUUGUUGCAUAGCAGUGAUGUAGGGGACUUAACUGAGGGUAUUCCCCAUACUAUCUCUGAUGAACUCAAUGGGAACCUGAUGAAACCAGUGUUGGAAGAAGAAAUUAAAUAUGUUAUUUUCUCUAUGAACCCAGAUAAAGCUGCUGGGGUUGAUGGUCAUCUCUUGAAGAGUGUUAAUCAUACUGUGAUUACCCUCAUUCCCAAAGUGCUUAAUCCUACAUCCUUGAAGCAUUUCAGACCCGUUAGUCUCUGUACAACCAUGUACAAGGUCAUUGCUAAAAUUCUAGCAAAUAGGCUUAAAUGUGUCUUACAUAGCUGCAUCUGCAAAAACCAAUCUGCAUUCAUACCUGGUAGGCGAAUUUUAGACAGCAUUAUGGUCUCUCAUGAAUAUUUGCAUUACCUAAAUAACAAGAGACAUGGUAAGGAUGGGUUUAUGGCAGUGAAAUUGGACAUGUCUAAAGCCUACGACCGGGUGGAAUGGAGUUUUCUCGAGGCCAUUAUGCAAAAGAUGGGAUUCCACCACAAAUGGAGAACCUGGAUUAUGGAGUGUGUAAGAUCUGUAUCUUACUCAUUCAAUAUUAAUGGGGAAGUUAAAGAGUAUGCAGCAGAAACUAGGAAGAUUUCUGGGAUGAAGAUUAGUAGACAUGGUCCUUGUAUAACACAUCUUUUCUUUGCAGACAACUCCUUGAUUUUUUGCAAAGCGAAUAAGGAUCAGGCCACUGAAUUGAUGAGGGUGUUGCAGGUGUAUGCCUUGGGGUCUGGUCAGUUGAUAAAUUUGGAUAAGUCAUCUAUCCUUUUCAGUAAGAAUGUGAGCCCACAUGUGAAGCAUGAGAUUUGCCAAGUUAUGGGGAAUAUGCAAAGUGUUACUCAAGGCAAAUAUCUCGGCUUGCCAAUGGUGGUAGCUAGAUCUAAACAGCAGAUUUUUGGGUUUGUCAAAUCCAAUAUAAAACAGAGAAUGAGCAAGUGGAAUAACAGGUUCUUAAGUUCAGCGGGAAAGGAAGUCAUGCUUAAAUCAGUAGCCUUAACCAUGCCAACGUAUACCAUGUCUUGUUUCAAGCUCCCAUCUAGGUUAUGUAAGGAUCUCAGUUCCUUAAUGUCAAAUUACUGGUGGGGUGAGGCUAAUGGAAAAAAUAAGAUACACUGGUGUUCUUGGAGGAAGCUCACUCAGAGCAAGAACAUGGGAGGUUUAGGCUUUAAGGAUUUGAUGGCAUUUAAUGCAGCACUUCUCGGCAAGCAGGUUUGGAGAUUGAUAACUGUGCCCAAUCUUCUUGUUAGUCAAGUGAUGAAGGCAAAAUACUUCCCAUCCACCUCUACAUUUAGAUGCAAAGUCCCCAACAAUGCAUUUUGGUUAUGGCGGAGCCUUAUGGGUGCUAGAGAGCUGGUGAAUCUAGGAACGAGAAGAAAGAUUGGCAAUGGCAUGAACACUAAUAUAUGGGAAGAUAGCUGGAUUCCAGGUAAUCUAAAUGGAAGAGUGACUACCACGAGAGACAUGGACAAUGGGCUGCACAAAGUUCAUGAGCUGAUCUGUCACAAGACAUGGAAUACUAAUCUAGUCUUCAAGAUUUUUAAUCCACAAGAUGCUGAAAGGAUCCUGGCAACACCUAUAAGUCUAGCAGGGAAGGAAGAUAGGCAUUUCUGGAUAUAUGGGACUGAUGGAAACUAUUCAGUAAGUUCUGGGUAUAAAUUACAGGUAGGUCACGAGGAAAGGAAGCACAAUAGAAUCAAGAAGGAGACCUCUACAAGCUGGGAGGAUCAAACCCAAAGGCUAUGGAAGGACUUGUGGGAACUGAAGGUGAAGCACAAAUAG
Messenger RNA from Coffea arabica (coffee), 2880 nucleotides. RefSeq lists its product as uncharacterized. The record is from RefSeq and is a predicted model, not a curated record. Lineage: Eukaryota; Viridiplantae; Streptophyta; Magnoliopsida; Gentianales; Rubiaceae. Gene Ontology annotation, molecular function: catalytic activity.